Messenger RNA from Ophidiomyces ophidiicola, 375 nucleotides. RefSeq lists its product as uncharacterized. NCBI's taxonomy places the organism in Eukaryota, Fungi, Ascomycota, Eurotiomycetes, Onygenales, Onygenaceae. The transcript has a single exon. Gene Ontology annotation, biological process: protein quality control for misfolded or incompletely synthesized proteins. Bases 1 to 375 code for a protein of 124 amino acids. Gene Ontology annotation, cellular component: endopeptidase Clp complex. The record is from RefSeq and is a predicted model, not a curated record. Gene Ontology annotation, molecular function: ATPase binding; ATP-dependent peptidase activity; serine-type endopeptidase activity.
AUGACCUAUAUUCAGUCUCCCGUUAGCACCAUAUGUGUUGGACAAGCCGCAUCCAUGGGAUCUCUUCUUCUCAGCGGCGGAGAAGCAGGAAAACGUUUUUGUCUUCCACACUCGUCAAUAAUGGUACAUCAACCAUCAGGAGGAUACUUUGGACAGGCGACGGAUAUUGCGAUUCAUGCAAAGGAAAUUUUGCGAGUCCGAAAGCAGCUGAAUGAGAUUUACAAACGGCAUUUAACUAAAGAAAUCUCGCUGGACGAGAUUGAGAAAUUGAUGGAGAGGGAUUAUUUCAUGGGCGCCAAGGAGGCGCUGGAGAUGGGGAUUGUGGACGGCAUUAUGGACCGUAGGAUGAAGCCCAAGGAAGAAACUUCCGUUUGA